Molecule: messenger RNA, 931 nt
Organism: Suillus clintonianus
Lineage: Eukaryota; Fungi; Basidiomycota; Agaricomycetes; Boletales; Suillaceae
Exons: 5
Coding region: 102-752 (216 amino acids)
Source: RefSeq, a predicted model, not a curated record
GCUACGUACCUUCAAAUCAUGCAGGCUGCACGUCUGUCCUUGACUUUCUUAGCUAAAAGGCGUUGCCGGCAGCCGACUAGUCCUUUUACUUCAGAACACUCAUGGCUAACGAGCUGCAAAUGCGUUCUCCACUGUCUAGAGCGCGUGUAGCUCAUGAAGAGUGGACGCAGACCACAGAUAAGCUCCGCCGUAUAGGCAAUGAUUUCAACCAAAUAGUCAUCGACUCAGUGGACGAAUCCAGAGGGCACAAAAAUCGGGCCACUGAAUGGGAAACCAGACAUCAAGAUGUUGUCGCGGAGAACAACGACUUCAGAGCUCAUAACGAGGAAUUGAAACGUCUACUCGAGCUUGGGCAGCCUGGUGCAGGGAGCGCAAUCGAAUGUAGAGACGCCGUGUAUCGUAAAUUGCGGCAUGUGCGCCGUGUUAUGCGCGAGCUCGUAGAGGACUUGCCUGAUUUUGGAGAUAGCCCGAAUGAAGGUGCUUCACUGCUAUUACAGACAGAACCACGAGACAAGGAGAUUAGCGCUUUGUCGUCCCCUUCCGGUCGAAGUCGCAGGCACCACGGGUCUUCUAACAGCUCUGGUUCUAGCAAUACUGCUCGCCCAUUAUCUAAGGGGAAGGAGCGUAGCUCGCCCAGAACUGUGCCAAUCUCAUCUCCAGCGUCGCCAUCAUUUUCUCGCGCAUCAAGGACAGGACUUAGGGACCGACCCUUCCGUGGAUCUAUCUGUACACGCUGCGAGAACCUCUUAUGAGGGUGAUGGUGGUGAUGUUUGGAGGCUGACUUCAUCUCGGAGCCCCCGGAGUGCAGAAGUGAUUUGUCCCGUUGGCAUGCAGUUGUUUCAGGAACGGUUGAACCUCGACGCAGACAUGUUAUACUCUUUAGAAAGGUGCCUAGCGUUCCUACUUGCAGUUCACCCUUGCUGAGCCCAUA